Molecule: messenger RNA, 300 nt
Organism: Hansenula anomala
Lineage: Eukaryota; Fungi; Ascomycota; Saccharomycetes; Phaffomycetales; Wickerhamomycetaceae
Gene: COX23
Product: Cox23p
Exons: 1
Coding region: 1-300 (99 amino acids)
Source: RefSeq, a predicted model, not a curated record
AUGGAUCCAGCCAUAGCUAAGGAAAAGGGGAAAAUUGAUUUUACCAAAGGUUCAGUUAAUGAGUACAAGUUUUAUCCAGAUAAUCCAACAUCAGAAUAUAAUAAAUCAAAAUUCGCCUCCAAAGAACCAUCAAAAUAUUAUGAUCCUUGUGCUCAAAGUGCACAGAUGAGUGUUAGAUGUCUUGAAGAUAAUAAUUUCGAUAGAGAUAUGUGUCAUGAAUAUUUCAAAGCAUAUAGAGAGUGUAAAAAAGAAUGGUUAAGACAGAGAAGACAAGAUAAUUUUAAUGGGAAAGGUUGGUGA